AUGGAAGUAAUGGAAAUUGAUAAAAAAAUAAAUAAAUGUGAAGAAUUAUUUUGGAAAGUUAUAAGAAAUAAAUAUUUAUUUAAUUAUAUAUUUCAAGUAUUGGAAACAAUGCCAAUUGAAUUCGAUUCAGUUAGUAAAUAUUAUAUUGGUAAUAGAAUUAAAUUUAAGAAUAUAAAGAAUUUAGAUUGGAUGGUUAAACAUGGUCAAUGGGAAAUAUUAAGAGAUAAAUUAAUUUCCAGUCAAUAUAUUUGCAUUAAUCUUGAAAUGAUAUCACCUUUUCUAAUGAAAUGUAAAGAUGAAUCAAUAUUAGAACUAAUGUUUGAAAAAAAGAUAACGGAAUUAAGACAAAUCAAUAUAAUUGAUUCUUGUGUGUCUAGUGCAAAUGAAAUAUCAAUAAAUUUCUUUUUAUCAAAACUUGAAAAUAAUCCACACCUUUUGAAAACAUCUUUACCAAUUUAUCAAUCAACCAUUAGAAAUUCAAUCACAAAUUCAACACCUAAAGUAUUUGAAAAUCUUAUAAAAACUCAACCAAUUUUAGAUGAAUCUUUAAAAGAAAAUUGUAUUCAAUAUGCUUUAUUAAAUAAAAAUCAUAAAGUUGAAAUGAUUAAAUCUGUUAAAAAAUAUUUGGAAAUUAUUUAA
Molecule: messenger RNA, 639 nt
Organism: Dictyostelium discoideum AX4
Lineage: Eukaryota; Evosea; Eumycetozoa; Dictyosteliales; Dictyosteliaceae
Exons: 1
Coding region: 1-639 (212 amino acids)
Source: RefSeq, a predicted model, not a curated record